UGUCAUACACGCCGUGUAAAAGAAAGUGGCGCUAGCAAAUUAGCUCAUCUCCUUCGCUUGGUUACAAGGCCACCCGCUCGCUCUAGUUCGCACAAGCAAGCACAGCUGCCGGAUUCAACUGAACUCGCAAAAUCUCUCCCUCACAUGGUUGGGUCUUAAAAAAAACAAAAUAAAGGAGAGGAUGGCGAUUUCUCUUAAUUCUGUUGUUGGCAUCAAUUCAACGCUGCAAUCCAGAUACCAACAUGUGUCUAGACCAAAGACCACCUCCUUGGGUAUGCUUGCUUCAAGGAUGCAUAUCAAUGGAAGAAGAAGAGGGUCAUUCGUUUCAGCUGCGGAUAAUGAUCGUCUUGUCACGGACACCAGUGUUAAGGGUUAUGGAGGUGCUGAGAGCUCAAUUUCUGACAAUCAGCUGUCAACAGUGAAUUCCUCUGAGGAUUCUCCAGGAGGAAACAGUGUUGGUGAGGAGUCAGGACCUCAAACCUCUGGAGCUUCUAAUGGCUCAACAGUUUCUGCAGAUAUGAAGUCUAGGCCAAAAAGGUCGCCUCUAACAGCAAGAGAGAGACUGAAGGCUGCGAGGGUUCUCAGCCGUUACACAGAAUCAAAGGCAUCGAAAUCAGAGAUGGGCAGCAAAGUAUUGGAUGCCAUGAGAGAAAGUGAUAAGGGCAAGAAAAGACCUGGCCUUCCAGAAGCCCCUGAAAACAUGUUUGAUGACAGCAAGCGAGGGUUGCCAAAGGAGGGGUGGACUUUUCAAUUUCCAGGUGGUUCAGAACUAUUUUUCAUUGUCGUUUCAUUUGUUUUAAUCAGCACAAUAAUGUUUGCAACGACUUACGUUGUCUGGAAAGUUGGUGCAAUCCAUUUUGAUGAGUAUUAAUUAAGGUGUAGUUCUGCUAUUUACAUGAGCUACCUUUUCAAAUUUAUCCUUUAAAAAAUCAUUAACUAUUUGGAUUCAGGUGCUUGCUCAAGUUAUAUUACAUUGUUAGGAUUUUAAUGUCUUUUAGACAAGAUACAUACGUGAAUGUACAAAGCAAUACUUGGCUGACAUUAUAGUUCAAGUUCUAUUUUAUUUCUUUUAUUUAUCUUGA
Messenger RNA from Populus nigra (black poplar), 1082 nucleotides. RefSeq lists its product as uncharacterized. The coding region runs from base 182 to 871 and encodes 229 amino acids. Gene Ontology annotation, cellular component: chloroplast thylakoid membrane. The transcript has 2 exons. NCBI's taxonomy places the organism in Eukaryota, Viridiplantae, Streptophyta, Magnoliopsida, Malpighiales, Salicaceae. The record is from RefSeq and is a predicted model, not a curated record.